AUGGAGGAAGGAAUGAACGUUCUCCACGACUUUGGGAUCCAGUCCACUCGCUACCUCCAAGUGAAUUACCAAGACUCCCAGGACUGGUUCAUCUUAGUGUCUGUGAUCGCUGACCUCAGGAACGCCUUCUAUGUCCUCUUUCCCAUCUGGUUCCAUCUUCAAGAGACUGUGGGCAUCAACCUCCUCUGGGUGGCAGUGAUUGGAGACUGGUUCAACCUCGUCUUUAAGUGGAUUCUUUUUGGACAUCGCCCGUAUUGGUGGGUCCUGGACACCGACUACUACAGCAACAGCUCCGUGCCUCUGAUAAAGCAGUUCCCUGUUACCUGUGAGACUGGACCAGGGAGUCCCUCUGGCCAUGCCAUGGGUGCAGCGGGUGUAUACUAUGUUAUGGUCACAUCUACUCUUGCUAUCUUUCGUGGAAAGAAAAAGCCAACGUGUGGAUUCCGGUGUUUGAACGUCAUCUUGUGGUUGGGAUUCUGGGCUGUGCAACUGAACGUCUGUCUGUCCCGGAUCUACCUUGCCGCUCACUUUCCACACCAGGUUGUGGCUGGAGUCUUGUCAGGCAUUGCUGUGGCCGAAACCUUCAGCCGCAUCCGGGGCAUCUACAAUGCCAGCCUCCAGAGGUAUUGUCUCAUCACCUUCUUCCUGUUUGGCUUCGCGCUUGGAUUUUACCUGCUGCUAAAAGGGCUAGGGGUGGACCUCCUGUGGACUUUGGAGAAAGCCAAGAGAUGGUGCGAGCGGCCCGAAUGGGUCCACCUUGACACCACACCCUUUGCCAGCCUCUUCAAAAACCUGGGGACACUCUUGGGGUUGGGGCUGGCCCUCAACUCCAGCAUGUACCGGAAGAGUUGCAAGGGAGAACUCAGCAAGUCGCUCCCGUUCCGCUUUGCCUGCAUCGUGGUCUCCUUGGUCUUCCUGCAUCUCUUUGACUCUCUGAAGCCCCCAUCCCAGAUUGAGUUGAUCUUCUACAUCUUGUCUUUUUGCAAGAGCGCGACAGUUCCCUUCGCAUCCGUCAGUCUUAUCCCCUACUGCCUAGCUAGGGUCCUGGGAAGGACACACAAGAAGUCUUUGUAA
Messenger RNA from Apodemus sylvaticus (European woodmouse), 1074 nucleotides. It is a transcript of the gene G6pc1, whose product is annotated as glucose-6-phosphatase catalytic subunit 1. Gene Ontology annotation, molecular function: glucose-6-phosphatase activity. The record is from RefSeq and is a predicted model, not a curated record. The transcript is spliced from 5 exons. Gene Ontology annotation, cellular component: membrane. Lineage: Eukaryota; Metazoa; Chordata; Mammalia; Rodentia; Muridae. Gene Ontology annotation, biological process: glucose 6-phosphate metabolic process; gluconeogenesis. Bases 1 to 1074 code for a protein of 357 amino acids.